Molecule: messenger RNA, 2049 nt
Organism: Schistosoma haematobium
Lineage: Eukaryota; Metazoa; Platyhelminthes; Trematoda; Strigeidida; Schistosomatidae
Exons: 9
Coding region: 49-1587 (512 amino acids)
Biological process (GO): regulation of mitotic cytokinesis; mitotic spindle assembly; mitotic cytokinesis
Cellular component (GO): astral microtubule
Molecular function (GO): microtubule binding
Source: RefSeq, a predicted model, not a curated record
AUAACAACGCGUGCACGCUUUUUAAACUAUAUAAUGACAUGAUUGAAAAUGCCUUUCUCGCCGCUUGAACUGCUUGAUGAAGACUAUUCAGAGCUUUUUCCAGCAACAGCUGUGAAGUCAAAUGAGAAAGUCGACAAAAAAGAAGGAAAAGUCAAUUCACAUGAAGAGAAUGUUCCUCAAAUUCAUGUAACUGACAAACUAUUUUCCGAUAACUGGAGUUAUAAAGAGGGAUCAAACAUUUCCUCGCCGGUUGUUCAAAUGACUUCUGGAGAUGGAAAUGAACAACUGAGUUCUCCAGAUUAUUCAAAGACGAGUGAAAAUAACCAAAUAUCCGACGAUGAAUAUCUAAAGGCGGAAUGUUUUGGAAUAGAAAAUAGUGACAAGAAGCUAAGUGAGAAGAGUGAAAAACCAGACAGUAAUUCACAACGUAAAUUAUUUCAUCGGACAAAUGAAACAAGUGUUGCACCGACAAGUAAUAAUAAUCUGAAAGAUAGUAGCAUUACAUUCAAUGAAACUAAAGAGAAGGAAAAUGAUAAAGCAAAACUAUCAGACGAUAUAGAACCUGUUAUAAAACCCACUAUACGCACUAGAAGGCAUAAUCCUAGUUCAAACCAACCAACAACUUAUGAUAUUACUUUGACUGAUCAAAAUGAUCAAUCACUUGGUAAUACAUUGGUGAUUACUUCGAAAGAACAACAAAAUAUAAUUAAUAAUAAUAAUACACAAACUACUGAUAUAAUUAUAAAAUCAACUUGUCAAUCAAAUGAUAGUCUAAAAUCAUCACCAAGAUUAUCAUCAAUUAAACGAUCAACUAGUUUAUAUCAUUUAACUAAUCAAAAAGUAUCCAACAAAUCUACACAUCAUAAAUAUCAAAAAAAUACUAAUGAAUAUCCAUUGAAUGCAGUUGUUCUACGUGAUUUAGUUUAUCAAUCUUGGAGUAAUCGUUUAGUUAAAAGUGCACGUAUUGAACGUAUGUCAAAUUUACGUAAUGAAAUUAAUGAAACAAAAAAGGAGAAAGAGAAAUUGGAAAGAGUGAAAUCAAAUGAAAUGUGUUUUCAAGCAUGGAAGCAAAGUAAACAUCAACUUUUAAUUGAUGCAAUUAAAAAACGUAAAGCAGAAGAAUCGGCACAGAAAAAGAAGCUUGAAGAAGAACAGGAACGUAAACUGAACUCACAAAAGGCAUUCAAUGCAUGGAAAGCACAUAAAGAUGAAUCAAUCAUUAAACAACAUCGUGAAAAUUUAUCUAAACAAAAACGUGAACAACAAUCCAAAGAAACAGAACAAAAUGAAAAACAAUAUUUAAAUCAACAAGCAUUUGAAGAUUGGAAAGCCAAAAAAGAUGCCGCAUUAAAACAAAACCUUCAGAGUAAAAGAAAACAUCAAAGUGAAAAAGAAAAACAACUAGAAGAAGCUAAUCGUAUUAAAAUGGAACAAGCAGCUGAAGCUUAUCAUCAAUGGGAAUUAAAAAAGGUUGCAUCAUUAGAGAAUCUUGUUGUCAGCAUCGACCACUCAAAUAAACCAAGCAGAAGACCAUGGAGGCCUCCAUCGAAGACAAUCCCUCCAACUCACUCAUAUAGAAUGUAUUGAAAAUAAGCGUUCCGUUACCACUUGUUAAUUUCGCACUUCAAUCAUGUGUAUAUAAAUAUUUACUUAAGUGAAAGGAAUUCAUUUUCGAAUUAGUCAAAAAAAAGAUCAUUACUACAACUCCGUUGCUACUUCCCGUUUGUUUUCCUGUUUAAAACCUUGUACUCUUCCAAUUUUAUUUUACCAUAUGAUGUCAACUAAUUCAAACAGAUUGGGAAGUUAUUAUAUUUUCUAAAACAAAAUCAGUACACAAUAUUUUGCAUGAAUUAUUGUUGUAUUAAAUAACAUGAUCUCUUUCCUUUCGAAAUAUAUUCAUUUACAUACUACUUGAAUAGUGUCACGAGUAGUUUUAAUAGUGUUUAACCAUAUUUUGUAUAAAAACAAAACAAAAUAAUAACAGUAAAUGUAAUACUCACAGGUGUAAAUAAACAUACCAUUAAAUACAAUUAUUUUGCUCAACAAUUA